AUUUAGAAAAUGAGGAAUUGGAGAAGAAUGAAUUGGAUAAGGAGAAUGAAUCAGAGGAGAAUGAAUUGGAUAAGGAGAAUAAAUCAGAGGAGGAUGAAUUGGAAAAGGAGUGUGAAUCAGAGAAGGAUGAAUUGGAGGAGAAUGAUUCGGAAGAGAAUAAAUUAGAGGAGGAUAAAUUAGAGGAAGAUGAAUUAGAAGAGGGUGAAUCAGAAAGUAGUAAAAAAAUAAGUUCUGAAUCAGAAGAGAGUUUUGAUAAUCCUGAAUUUAAUG
Molecule: messenger RNA, 270 nt
Organism: Cetraspora pellucida
Lineage: Eukaryota; Fungi; Glomeromycota; Glomeromycetes; Diversisporales; Gigasporaceae
Source: the annotation of a GenBank genome assembly